AUGUCCUACUGCUGCCAGUCCCCCGCGGCGAAAAACAGUGCUGUUGAACAAGGGAAGGGACCAAUGGGUAAUGGAGCACCUACCACCAAAGGAAAAGACAAAAGGCAUGUGAAGCCUAACCAAGAAGAGUGGGUCCAGGUCUCCAAAGGUGGAAAAGUAAGGAUGGACAAACCAAAGUUUUCUGGUGAGUCGUCCAGGAAAGCACAAGCACAAGGGUCCCGCUUCUCGUGGCUCCAAGAAAUGUCAGCCCAAGAAAAAAGAAGCUCCUUCAAAAAGAGCCCAUCAGAUACCCAGCCUGACCCAUUAAGUAAUCAUCCAGAAAACACCCACACCGAACCCUUAAACCCAAACCAAGACUUUUCCCCACCACCUACCACCAAACAUCAAGUCUCAACUUCCCAAGUGGGACUGGAAGUAGUCCAAGUACCCUCAACACUAGAUCCCUCAUGCCACCAAGCUGUUAGGGUCAACUCAGAACCCACACCCACAUACCAUAAACCAAUACCUAACCCAACAACCACUCCGAAUCAACCAACUUACCAAAAUGAAUUCCCAAUGGAAAAUUUUCCUCCGGACCCAGAGGCCAUACAGUUGUCACCGGUGUUGGCAGCAGCGAUGGCGGGCAAACAGAUCUCUCCACUCCAAAAGAAUGUUGUGUUAUGGAAGAAGACGCCGGUUCCUUGUCGGUGGUCCCAAGUCCUCUGUAAAGGGUGUUAG
This is a messenger RNA of Oldenlandia corymbosa var. corymbosa, 717 nucleotides long. The record is from the annotation of a GenBank genome assembly. NCBI's taxonomy places the organism in Eukaryota, Viridiplantae, Streptophyta, Magnoliopsida, Gentianales, Rubiaceae.